Schistocerca serialis cubense is the source of this 306-nucleotide messenger RNA. RefSeq lists its product as uncharacterized. Lineage: Eukaryota; Metazoa; Arthropoda; Insecta; Orthoptera; Acrididae. The record is from RefSeq and is a predicted model, not a curated record. Bases 1 to 306 code for a protein of 101 amino acids. The transcript has 2 exons.
AUGUUAGAUCCAUUCCGUGGGCGUUACAAAUUCGAGCAGUAUAUACCAAACAAGCGCGCAAAAUAUGGCAUCAACUGUUAUGCGCUCUGUGAUGCCAGAACGUUUUAUACGCUAGGUAUGGAAGUAUAUGCAGGCAAACAGCCACCUGGGUCAUAUCAGGUACCCAAUUAUGCAGAGAAUGUGUUGUUAGGAUUGAUUCAACCGAAUGACAAAACAGGCAGAAACUGUAGGGAACUAAACAGCAGCAUAUUCGCAUUUGGUGAAAAACCAAGCAACAACUGCUUGAUUUGCACAUACAUAAAAUAG